UCCUCUUCAGCUAUAAAUACUGGAAUAGUCAGUCUACAAAUGAAAACGAGCAUCAGUCCAUCAGGAAGAAGUGAACUCUGCAAAGACAGAGUUUACUGAAGAUGAGUGAUCCAGAACCCUGCAGAAUUAAACAGGAAGAGACUGAAGAACUAAUAGGUGUGAUGGUGAAGGAGGAGAGUGAAGAACUGAGUGAAGAUGAGGAGAAACAUCAUGUCAAAAGUGAAGAAGAAACUCAAUCAGAGACUGAAGAUGAUAUUUUAAUGAAAAGUUUGACCUGCGCUCAGUGUGGAAAGACUUUGAAGCACAAAUACACUCUGAAGAGUCACAUGAGGAUUCACACUGGAGAGAAACCUUACCAGUGUUCACACUGCGACAAGAGAUUCAGUCAUUCAGUCUACCUGAAAUCACACGAGAGGAUUCACACUGGAGAGAAACCGUAUCGCUGCUCUGAUUGUGGGAAGAGUUUCACAAAUGCAUCUGCUCUACGAAAACACAAGAAAUUCUAUCACAAGCCGAUGAAGAAAAGUGAAGAACCGAGUGAAGCCACGAAGCUCCACCGUAACGCUCCUAAAAAGGAGAAAUGUUAUUUCUGCUCUGUGUGUGGAAAUAGUUUUGCACAUAUGUCAAUUUUAAGACAACACCAGGUGAUUCACACUGUAGAGAAACCUUACAAGUGUUCAUAUUGUGACAAGACAUUUGGUAGAUCAGAAUGCCUGAAAGCACACGAGACGAUCCACACUGGAGAGAAACUAUUCACAUGUGCUCAGUGUGGGAAGAGUUUCAGACGAUUAUCUAACUUUCGACAACACUUUCGGAUCCACACUGGAGAGAGACCACACACAUGUGAUCAGUGCGGCAAAUCAUUUACGAGGCCUUCAGAUCUAAAGUACCAUCUUAGAGUUCAUACUAACGAGAAGCCUUAUUCAUGUUCUGUGUGUGGGAAGAGUUUUACACAGCAGUGCUUUUUAAAUGCACAUCAGAAGAUGCACACCGGGGUAAAAGACUUUGUGUGCUCGGAGUGUGGGAAGAGUUUUAUUAGAGCUGGAGAAUUGAAACUGCACCAGGUGGUUCACACUGGAGAGAGACCGUUCGAGUGUUCACACUGCGACAAGAGAUUCAGUCUGCUACAAGGCUUGAAAAUGCAUGAGAGGAUCCACACUGGAGAAAGACCACACAAAUGUAAUCAAUGUGGUAAAACAUUUAUCAGGCCUUCAGAUCUGAAGAAACAUCUUAGAGUUCAUACAAAGGAGAUGCCUUAAGGUCUUUGCACACUGAAGUCUGAUAUUUUUGUGUGCCCUGGAGGGCCGGUGUCCUGCAUAUUUUAGUUCUAACCCCAAUUAAACGCACUUGAACCAGCUAAUUAAGCUUUUUGGUAUACUGGAAACUUCCAGGUUGGUGUGUUAAAGGAUGUUGGAGCUCAACUAUGCAGGACACCGACCCCUCCAGGACCGAGUUUGGACACAACUGGCAUAGAGGAAGGAGAGAUCAGCUUAUUAUCAAAGAGCUGUGCUACGAUUAUCCCAAAAUGCAAAGUUUGUUUGAGGAAAUCAGUGAAGCUUUGAUUCAUUGCUUGUGAUACGUCACACAUUCAUGUGCGUAAACAAAUCCUGAACAGAGACUGGCAGUACCAUAGAUCAGUGUUUCCCAACCCUGUUCCUGAAGGCACACCAACAGUACACAUUUUCAACCUCUCCCUAAUCAAACACACCUGAAUCAACUUAUCAUAAUAUCAGAAGAGACUCCAACACCUGAAGUUAAUAGGUCAAAUAACAGAGACAUCCAAAAUAUGUACUGUUGGUGUGCCUCCAGGAACAGGGUUGGGAAACACUGCCAUAGACAUUAUAAUAGAUGGCGGCCGCGUUGACGUGUCGAAGCAACGGAAGCGGACCAUGCUUUCUAUUAUAAUGUCUAUGGAGCGUUUGUCAAAUGUGUGGACACACACACCAAACAGCAGCAGGACAGAGGUGAUCCAAUCAAGGGUUCUCAACCGUGGACCACUUUCUGUCUUUAUCUUAUGCUCCGUGUUUGUCAUAAAGUUAUCUGUAGCUCAAAUGACAGCAUUCUGUAUUUAGUUUUUCGCUUGAACAUUGGCUCUGAACUGUCAAAACACCUCUCAAAGCGCUUUUUCUAAUGGGAAAAGUGAAAAAAAUUCGACGAAAGUUUCGUAGGCAGUGUGUUAAUACGAUUCACACAACAUGAGAUUGAAUUAAUUUUUUAACAUGUGAAAAUUACAGACGAAAAUUUUAGAUUCAGUGUGGAAUAACCCUAAAGAGCCCCUAUUAUGCAUUAUAAAACGUCAUAUUUUGGUUUUAGGGUCUCCAACAACAGGCUGACAUGCGUGCAACGUCUAAAAACACUUUCAUUGUCUUAUAAUCUGCAUUUAUUUUUACCUAAUUAUCCCAGCGACUCCCGUAUGAUUCGUUCAGCAAUUCGUUUGUUCCCAAACCACUCCUUGGUACAAUACUAAUCCGCGCUGAUUGGUCCGAUGACCCAGUCUGUUGAGAUUGGUCGACUGUGUUCAGUGCGAGACUGAGAGAAACACCCACCACGAUCAUUAAGUAGCACACAGAAUAUAUGUGAGCCGGAUGCAGUUAAACACCAGCAUAUUCCUCUGCUCUUAACCCUGACCACAAGUAACAACAACGACACAUUCAGUAUUAAUCCACACAGUGGCAAAAGUUGAGCUAUUUUGAAAAUUAACCACGCCGCACGUGAGGAACAGCUGAUGGUGGCCAGAGCAAAGACAAACAGCAGAGGAUCGCGAGUUCAGAAACGCAUUUAAAUUCGUAAAGGAAGAAGCACGCAUCACGUUUUCAACGUGGUUUUGGACGCGAUAUGUGAAUCGCCCCAUACAGAUUUAACCUGAGAGACGCAGUACAAGUAGUGAUCUAUAAUAGAUGCGAUUACAAGCCGCACAAUUAAACACAUAUUUUGCUAACUACAGAAAACAAGGCAACAAUUUAAAUGACACUUGCAUGUUAUGAUCCGGAGGAAGAAGAAACUGGUCCAUUUGAACUGUAACAGUUACUGACAAAGUCCCAUACAUAAGUCUCUGCUGCUCCUUCCUUUAAUAGCAAACGGCUGGCGAAUCCCGCGCUGCAAUAUAGGUUAUUAUAUCAACCAUCGGAAAAAUGACAGGAACAAACACAGCACUAGGUUGGAUAUACUGUGGUAUUGUUGUGAACUUUAAUCGUUUAUUCCCCACAGCUGAAUCUCUGUCAUUAAUCGUCUGCUUCAUGUCAUGAUCAGUCCCGUGAUCUCCCUGCGCUCCACUAGUGUCUGAAGGGAAAGGCUCAUUCACGUUUUACCGGAACCGGCACUUCAUAUUUAAUGAUGUACAGUAUUGACGUCGAUGCGUUCAGGCAAAAGAUCCAAAUCCAAUACGAUUCAUUUCUACUCUCAAGUCGACUAUUACAUAAGAGGAUCAAUAGUUUUCAACAUGGAGCACUUUCAGAUUUAGCCCUCAGCUGGAGGUUUUCAUUCACUUAGUGCUGUGUUACAAACACAUCACUCAUUUUCAAAAACCCAUAAUAGGGGCUCUUUAAAUCAUGUUCUUUGAAACUUGCUCAUCCCCCCCAAAGAUUCCGCUGUGUUAAACAUGCUGGAAUAGUUGCCGGUUCAUUCCGCUGUGGCGACCCCUGAUAAAUAAGGCACUAAGCCGAAAGAGAACGAAGAAUGAGUAAUUCAAAUAAAUAAAAUGUUCUGUCUCA
Molecule: messenger RNA, 3710 nt
Organism: Danio aesculapii
Lineage: Eukaryota; Metazoa; Chordata; Actinopteri; Cypriniformes; Danionidae
Product: zinc finger protein 239-like
Exons: 3
Coding region: 102-1259 (385 amino acids)
Biological process (GO): regulation of DNA-templated transcription
Molecular function (GO): DNA-binding transcription factor activity, RNA polymerase II-specific; RNA polymerase II cis-regulatory region sequence-specific DNA binding
Source: RefSeq, a predicted model, not a curated record